This is a messenger RNA of Agrilus planipennis (emerald ash borer), 3677 nucleotides long. Its product is annotated as zinc finger protein OZF-like. The record is from RefSeq and is a predicted model, not a curated record. Lineage: Eukaryota; Metazoa; Arthropoda; Insecta; Coleoptera; Buprestidae. The transcript is spliced from 2 exons. Bases 975 to 2396 code for a protein of 473 amino acids.
AAUCGUUGGACAAUUUGGUACACAAGUUAGUUGGGCGGCAAGCUAAGAAAAUUUUCUUGAAACAGAAAGAAAAGGAUUCCUCAAAGAUGAAGCAGUUGUCUGUAGCUAAUUAUUGUUCUCCUAAUGGUAAGCAUGACACCCCAAUAGUAAUGAAGAUAAGAUUAGGAAAAUGUUCCAAGAGAUGCAAGACACCAUUAAAAAAUCGACAAAAGGCUAAAAACAAAUUACCAAAAUCUGAAGUUACCAGUUGUUCAAAAUUAACAGAAUGGCUUGCAAAAUCCUCAAAAGAAACAGUGAACAAAAGUGAUAAUAUAAGCUGCAAUUUUAAGGAGAAUAAUGAAAUAAAUAAUAAGCAAGGAAUUGAUGCAAAUAUGGAGAAAGAACGUUAUGAAAAUUACCUCAGAUAUGGUAUCAGAAUGCCUACUUAUGGAGAGAUUGUUAAGUUUCAAGAGAGAAAUAGAGCUUACAAAGAAUUAAUAGAUAAUGUCAAAUUUGAAGAACUAGUACAAAACAAAGUUUCUCCCAUCAAACUUGAAUCUAACAAAGAAGCUGUUAUUUCUUUAAAUUGUAUGUCUCUAACACCAUCAAAAAUACAGGAAAUGUUUUAUAACAACUUGAAAUAUGCAAAGGAAAUAUUUAAUGGAACAAUCUACAGUGAAAGGCAUGAAAAGUUUAAAAGACAAAAUCUUAAAGAUAAUUACACAGACAAGGACCUAAGAUAUAGUCCUAGUAUGAGUGUAUUCACAGUUGACCAGAAAAAUAUACUUUUGUCCCUCCUACAUGAUGAAUUUGAUGAUGAAAACCCUUUUCGUCUAAAUCAAUAUUAUUUUAAAGUGUUAUUGCCAGAACUAUGUCUCAAAAUCUUUAUGGAUGUUUAUAAAAUGAAGAAAAGGGCUGCUUUACUAUAUUUAGAAAAUAUGCCAGUGGAAGAUGACUAAGACAUCUAUGUUAAAAUUACAACACAAAGGGAUGAAAUGGAAGUAAAUACCGACUGUUUUCCCGUAGUAAAGGAAGAAAUGGAAGCUCCUGAUAAUCAUUUGCAUUCGUUUUCAAAUUAUGUUGAUAAAGACCGGACUCCCUAUGAAAAUAAAAUUCUCACCUCUUUCGAAGGUAAGUCGUACAGUGAAAAAAUUCAUGAAUCAUACGACAAUAAAUCUCACACCACUUACGAAGGUGAACCUCAAAGACUUUAUGAAGCCAAAAAAUUAGAAAACAUUAGCAAACCAACUCCAGUAAACGUUCCCAAGCCCUUGAAUGGAAAAGAGCAAUUAACUUGCAGUCCUGAUUUUGUACAAGAACUUGCCAUUCUAACAGAAUUGAGUCAACAGUUGCAGCAGAAAGAUAAAGUUCAUCACGUCAGAAAUAGUGAAUUGCAUCUUAGACCCAAUCAGCAGAGUACAAGUAAUGAAAUACUCAAUUUAAGGAACGAAAGACAUAGUGAAAAUCAUGAAUUAAAUAAUGAAAACAUUGAAAGCCAUCCUUUAAACAGUAAUCAAACUCCAGUGGACUCUGAACUUGUAAAAUCUGAUGUGAGGAACUGCAGAAAGAAAUUUGAAUGUGAAGAUUGUCAUAAGAAUUUCCCUUCAAAAAUAAAGCUUCAUGUUCAUGUGAAAGCACAUUCAGAAGAGGAGAAGUUGCAAUGUGACGUUUGCCAAAUGAGAUUUGCACAUAAAACAGGUUACACAAGGCAUAUAAGGUCACAUAAUAAGAGCAACUCUUCCACCUGUACAGAUGAUGGACUGUUGCACAAUCGAAGUACAUUUCCUGGUACUUAUAACUCUAUUUACAAUAACUAUAAUUCAGUGUAUAGUGGUUAUAAUACUCCUUACGGUGGUGAUAAUCCAGUUCCAAACAGUGACAAUUGGUCCCAGUGUGACAUUUGUAAAACUGUUUUCAUAUCAAAAUUGGAAUUCAACAAACACAAAAGAACCCAUUUCCAACCAAAGGAAAGACUUUUCAAGUGUGGUGAAUGUCAGAAGAGCUUUGUAAGUCGUUCCAGUUUAAGCACACACGAAAAGAGCCACAGGAGUGAGAGAAAUUUUAAAUGUGAAGACUGCGGAAUCUCGUUUCAUAGAAAGUAUUUUCUAAGACAACAUUCGAAAAUCCACUCUGGUAAAAAGAUCUAUACAUGUCCUGAAUGCUGUCACAACUUUACCACAAAGUUAGCUCUAAAUGUUCACACUAGAAUACAUACCGGAGAGAAGCCAUAUGAAUGUAAUUACUGUGGAAAGUCCUUCACUUGUAAAUUUUACUUGGACACCCAUAUCAGAACACACACAGGUGAGAAACCUUUCAAGUGUGAAAUUUGCGAGAAAUGUUUUUCGCAGAAGUCAACACUCAACACUCACAAAAGACUACAUGCCAGGUACAACAACACUGACACUGAAAGUCAGUAAUUUCAAUGUCUUUUUUUUAAACACUGAACACUAAAUAAAUACUCUGUAUAAAAGGUGAACAGAAAAAUGAGAUUGUAACGUUUUUAUUAGAUUAGUGUUCAAUGUUUUUUUUUUUAUAAUAUUUUGAAGCCCUAAUAUACAUAUUUAAAAUUAUUAUUUAUAUAGUAUGAUGUAAGUUAAUCUUUUCCUUUUUUUUUGUAAGAUUUAUUUUAUUGAAUCUCAUUUAUUGAUUCUGAUUAUUUAAGUCAUAUUUGGGUAAUAAGGGGUAAACUUCCCCUAAAUUUUCAGGUCUGUUGCUGAUUUAUUCCCUAAAUUAAUAUACCUUAAGUUCUGCUUUUUUUCAAAUAAAACACUCCAAAUUAAUUAAACAGAUAGAUGAUAUAACAAAAAUUAUUCUUUCAAUAAUUCAGUUAAUAAUACAGAAUUUGUUUUUGUAAGUUUUGUUUAAUGGGCAGUUAAACUUGAGUUUCCAAUUGUGAUAUAAUAGAAAAUAAAAUCAAGAUAACUAAAGUUUGUAACUUUUACUGGCUGGUGCCUAUCUAAUAUUUUGGUGGGAGUAAUAAUUACCAGGGAUAUAAGAUUUUAAAAUUUGGAGCAGAUUAUCCUUUUUUACCCGACAAUGUCUUCUGUUUCUCAUAAACUUUUUGUAAUUUAUUCGUUACUCUAAAGAAAACAAUGAUUAGCGUGUUAAAUGUCUCGUUUUAUUUUUGUAUUUAUUUAUACUUGGUGUUAAUAUUAAGUAAUGUAUGUGAACUGAAACUUUUUAUUCGAAAUUAUAGGAUUCGCGUUAUAAUUAUUGUUAAUCUAAAGUUGUAGUGUGUAUCAUGUGGAAAAUUGCGCACAGAACAGUAUAUGUUACAAGUAUUUAGAAAGUAUAUUUUGGCUUAAAAAUCACAUAAAGUUGUGACUUUUGGUAGUGCAAAUGAAAUCAAGCUUUAAAUAUGCAGUUGUACAUCCUAGAUAGUAAAUAAUACAUUUGUGUAACUUUGUUAAACAAAUUAUUUGUUUAAAUUAAGUUUGUAAUAGUGUAAAUAGUUUCAAUACACUUAUACAUAUAACUCUUUUUUGUAUGUACCAUAUUUUUAUUUCAAGUCUCUUCCUGCUCAUGGAAAAGGAAGCAAUUUAUUUCUGUAAUACUUGUCUGCUAAAAGUUGUUUAUGAAACUAUAAAGCAAACAAAUCAUAAAAAAAGAUUGUAGUAUACCUAAUUAAGUUUCAGAACGUGCCAUUUAUAAAUAUCAUUGUUUCUAGAUAUCUUUUUUAUUUUCUAUACGUUUUUGUA